Molecule: messenger RNA, 1157 nt
Organism: Boleophthalmus pectinirostris (great blue-spotted mudskipper)
Lineage: Eukaryota; Metazoa; Chordata; Actinopteri; Gobiiformes; Gobiidae
Gene: tmem45b
Product: transmembrane protein 45B
Exons: 6
Coding region: 146-982 (278 amino acids)
Source: RefSeq, a predicted model, not a curated record
GGGUGGGGCCAUCCCUGUAGAGCCGGUUGGAGCAACAGGUGUAUGCAGUUUACGCACGCUUCUGUCACAGACAGUGGAUCAACGCACAUUUUCUUCACAUUUCGCUCAACCUUUGGGAGUUUGGGAUAUAAAAUAAGGCCUGAAAAUGGCCAACUUUGGAGGACAUGCCAUCCCGGGGUCCUUCUUCUUUCUGUAUGGUGUGUGGCUGACGGUGAAGCACAUCCUCCAUCACUACUGGAGGAUGCAUCAACCCAAGCACAGACAAGGGAUGGCACCUUUUCUGAAGAAGAUGCACUACUUUGAGGGAGGAUUACAAAUAUUUGCUGCUUCUGUUGGUAUACUGGUGGAGCAGUUUGUCCCAGACGGCCCUCAUGCUCAUUUGAUCUCGGGCAGGGAAUGGGUGAAGCUAAUGAACUGGCAGCACAGCACCAUGUACUUGUUCUUUGGUAUUGCAGGGGUCACACUGGUGGCCUCCACUGCCUCCAAACUGGUGCCUGUUGGGGUGGACCGCCUUAUUCUGUCCAUGGCUUUGUUUGUUGAGGGGUUUCUGUUUUAUUACCACGUGAGCAUGCGCCCUCACCUGGAUGCACACAUCCACACUCUGCUGCUAGUGGCUGUGUUUGGGGGAGCAGCUUCCACCAUGCUGGAGGUCUUCAAAAGACACAACAUCAUCCUAGAGCUGCUGGGGGCAGGGUUCUUCAUUCUGCAGGGCACAUGGUUCUACCAGAUUGGUUUUGUCUUGUAUCCGCUGAGCGGGCCCCAGUGGGAGCUGGAGCAACAUGACAACAUCAUGUUUGUCACCAUGUGUUUCUGCUGGCAUUUAGCUGUUGCUGUGCUUCUGGUGACCAGUACUUCCUUUGCGGUGUGGUUCAUGCUGAGGAGAUUGUCCUCAAAUGGACGAGACAUUGAAAUUGGAAUGAGGAACACUUCGUCUGCAUCUAAUUCCCAGAAGUUUUUGCUUGAAGAAUCAGAGGAGGAAUAGGCUCAUUUUACAAUCAUUGUUUGGCUUGAGAAAUUCACUAUUAUAUUUCACUAUUAUUCCUCAAGUUCAAUAGAAAGUCACAAACUAAUACAAUCUAAUAAUGUAUUUAUGAACAUUUUGUACAUGUUGUAAAACUAUUAACGUUAAAAGUGUAUUUUUGAAAAUAAAGGGUAAA